AUGUCGAAAGACACGCGAGGAGAGGUGAUGGCUGCCUCCGCCGGAGCCGCACCUGCUGACGCGGAGGGGGAGGAAGGACGUUCCUACGUCUUUCUGCGUUCUCUCUCGGGCAGCAAAAUUCACACGAUUCAAGGAGAAAUUAUGCAGAAACUGGAGGCGAUCAUGGUCGGCCAGAAGGGCGCCGAAGUCGGCCCCGACGAAGCAACAAUUCAGGAAGACAUGACGAUCUUGAAUGAGUAUGUAUGGCACCUGCUAACCCAAGAGGUCGCCAGCCAGGGGAGGUUGAAGAAGGAACUCGCCGAGUUCCUUCAGACCAAUACCGAAGAGUUCGUUUCGUGGCUAGACACAUUGCUGGCUCGCCACGACCCCGAAGCGUCUGCCUCGGCCGAGGAGGGCGCUCUCGACGGAGCGGAGACCCCGCCGUCUGUGCGCGCGCACAGUGGGGACAAGAAGGGCCGCUACAGGUCGGACGUUUCGCCUCUCUCUCGCGACGAGUCUCGCCACGGCCGGAGCUCUCGGCGAAGCGCCGAGUCUUCCGACCGGUACAGGUCCCGACACCGCGCAUCGCGCCACUACGAAGACUGCAAGCGAGAGGACAGGCACCGAAGAAGGCAUGAAGAGAGUCGCGAAGACAGGCACCGGAGUCGGCGGAGACGGGACUACGACGACCGCAGCCGCAGCCCGUACUCGCGAAGAGACAAGGACUACCACCGGAGCCCCGACCAGUACCACAGCUCGAGUCAUCCUCGCGGGAGACACGAAGACGACCGCGAAAGCUCCCGAGUGGCGCAUGCUCGUGACGGAGACGGCCGAGCGGGACGGUUGAUCGGGUUGGCGGUGAAGCAGGCAACCGGCGCGGUGCGCCGGAGCGGAGGCGCGGAGCGCUCAGACGCGCUGCAGGGACACGCCUUCCCAGCGAGCGAAGACUGCCGCGGGAUGAGCAGGCGGAGUCGUAGCCGGAGCGCAGGCCGCGUCCGUGCGAUCGUCCUGGUCGACGAGCGGGGCGCAGUUCGAGGCCGCGGCGAGAGCGCAGAAGAGCGGCGCGAUGACGCGGCCCGGGACGGCGCGCCCCAGGCCGACGUGGCGGGGCUCAACGGCGAGGCCGCUGCAACCGGGAAGACGAAGGCGAUUCUCAGACCCAACCCGCGGUACGCAGCGGGAGGCGGGGCAGGCUCUCCGGCCCUUCUGUCCGACCGGCGUCCACCGUUCCUUUCUUCGCCCAGCCACCCAGCGGGCGCGGCGAGGCCGGGCGCUGGGUUUCCGGGGUCUCCGCACGACGACCUUUCUCGCCACCCUCACGGCUCCAACGCGGGAUUUGGAGAGCCGUAUCAGCCCUCGUACGGCGCGUUCCCUGCCUCUGGCGCCGAGAUGGACAUGGAGAUGGGCGUGCCCGGCGCCCCAGGCGAGGGCUCCUACGCGCCUUUCCCCACGCCAGCGAACACGGAAGAACAGCUGGACCUCAACCGAGGCGGCGCUGCCUUCCUCGCCGUUGGGGGCAGCGCCGGGCCAAAGGCCGUCGCCCCUGGCCUCGGUGGCGGAGACCCCGCAGGCGCGCAGCCCUUCGCCCCUGGCAAGGUGCGAAAACGUUGUAUCAAGUGGCCCAGGUGCCCGUUCGGAGCGAACUGCAUGUACAUACACCCGACAGCCAAGUGCACCAAGUGGCCCCGGUGCGCCUUCGGCGACGCUUGCUUCUACUGGCAUCCGGCGGUUAUGUGCAAAUUCGGUACGUCGUGGGCGCUUCGCGCCUCUGCGCUCCGAGCUGUCUCAGCUCCGUACACAAAAAAGCGGGAAAAGAUCCGCACUCUCUCCACGCGUACAAAAGGACGCGCAGGGCGUUCUCCGUCGAUUUUCGUCGACGAGUACUCACGCUGCUCAAGGCAACGGCGGCAACUACCGCCAGACGCAGUCCUCAGCCUAACUGUGCACAUGUAUGUAUGUAUCUAUAUAUAUAUAUAUAUAUACAUAUACAUAUAUAUAUAUAUAUAUAAUAUGUAUAUAUAUAUAUAUAUACAUAUACAUAUACAUAUACAUAUAUAUAUAUAUAUAUAUACAUAUACAUAUACAUAUAUAUAUAUAUAUAUAAUAUAUGUAUAUGUAUAUAUAUACAUAUAUAUAUAUAUAUACAUAUAUUAUAUAUAUAUAUAUAUAUAUUAUAUAUCUAUAUCUGCAUGA
Molecule: messenger RNA, 2172 nt
Organism: Neospora caninum
Lineage: Eukaryota; Apicomplexa; Conoidasida; Eucoccidiorida; Sarcocystidae
Product: putative zinc finger (CCCH type) protein
Exons: 4
Coding region: 1-2172 (723 amino acids)
Biological process (GO): regulation of mRNA stability
Cellular component (GO): nucleus; cytoplasm
Molecular function (GO): metal ion binding; poly(A) binding
Source: RefSeq, a predicted model, not a curated record